AUGCUUGGUGAAUUGGGUUUCCCCUCAAGAUUUAUUGGGUGGAUCAUGCAAUGUUUACAGACAGUUUCUUACUCUAUAUUGAUCAAUGGGAUGCCUACUACUCCCAUUCCUGCAAAAAAGGGCUUAAGACAGGGUGACUCCUUGUCUCCUUACCUUUGUGCCAUUGGAAUGGAGUAUUUGUCUAGGUGUCUUACUUCUUUGAAUACUGAUACAACCUUCAGAUACCAUCUAAGAUGUAAGAAAGUGGAUCUCACACACAUGAUGUUUGCAGAUGACUUGUUGCUCUUUGCUAGAGGUGAUUCUGAAUCUGUGGAUGCUAUUUUUAAAGCUUUCAGAACCUUAGUUAAUUACACUGAGUGUAAGCCACUCAUUGAAAAGAUUGUGGCAAGAAUUAAGUGUUGGUCAGCAAGAUUGCUCUCAUAUGAUGGGAGACUGCAACUGAUAAAGUCAGUUCUUUUUGGGAUCCAAUUAUACUGGUGUCAGAUUUUUGUACUCCCAAAGAAAGUUAUGAAGGAAAUUCAGAGGAUUUGUAGGUGUUUCCUAUUGACUGGCUCUGAGGCUGGAUCAAAGAAGGCUCAUGUUUCUUGGGAACAAUUGUGUUUGCCUAAGAGUAGUGGUGGGUGGAACCUAAAGGAUCUUACUAUUUGGAAUAAAGCUGCUUUCUUGAAGAAUUUUUGGGCUCUCUCAUUGAAGCAGGAUAGAUUGUGGGUUAAAUGGAUCCAUACUUAUUAUAUUAAGAACAACAAUUUUUGGUCCAUGCCUAUUCCUAAUAAAGAUCUAUCUAGAGUUUCGGAGUCAAAAGGCUAA
This is a messenger RNA of Spinacia oleracea (spinach), 807 nucleotides long. RefSeq lists its product as uncharacterized. Lineage: Eukaryota; Viridiplantae; Streptophyta; Magnoliopsida; Caryophyllales; Amaranthaceae. The record is from RefSeq and is a predicted model, not a curated record. The transcript has 2 exons. The coding region runs from base 1 to 807 and encodes 268 amino acids.